AUGACUACUUCAAGGCGCCUUGCUGACAGGAAGACUGCAAAGUUCCAGAAGAACAUCACCAGGAGGGGUUCGGUGCCUGAAACCACUGUCAAGAAGGGAAAUGACUACCCUGUUGGCCCUAUAGUUCUCGGGUUCUUCAUCUUUGUCGUCAUUGGAUCAUGUAUGCCUUCCAACCCUCUCAAAAUCUUUUAA
Molecule: messenger RNA, 192 nt
Organism: Miscanthus lutarioriparius
Lineage: Eukaryota; Viridiplantae; Streptophyta; Magnoliopsida; Poales; Poaceae
Source: the annotation of a GenBank genome assembly